Messenger RNA from Equus quagga, 3831 nucleotides. RefSeq names its product zygote arrest 1 like (gene ZAR1L). The record is from RefSeq and is a predicted model, not a curated record. Gene Ontology annotation, biological process: translation. Gene Ontology annotation, molecular function: mRNA base-pairing post-transcriptional repressor activity. The transcript has 5 exons. Gene Ontology annotation, cellular component: cytoplasm. NCBI's taxonomy places the organism in Eukaryota, Metazoa, Chordata, Mammalia, Perissodactyla, Equidae. The coding region runs from base 1760 to 2710 and encodes 316 amino acids.
CAGGGGCCGCCCGAGAUGUCCCCGUUUGGCGAAAGUCCGGUGUUUGUAUCAGUGCGUAGCAGUCGCUGUGGAACUGCAUGAAGACGGAGCUGUGGUGCUUGUUGUCAUCUCCCCGAGCCUUCAGAGUAUCAGGCCGCGCAGUUUGGAAGGACGGCGCCCUGUGAAUCCUCCCCGAUUCCUUCCCUUUCUUUCCGCUCCAUCUCGCCUGUGGGUGGCUGCCCUCGGGCACGACCUGGGGUCUUUGAAAAGCCUUCGUUCCGUCGUUAGAGCGGGCGUCCCCCCAAAGUGGGCCGAUCUUAGAAAACCCCAGGGCGGGCCGUGGUUGUCGACGACUCGCUUCUCGCCUCGUGCCCGCUGUAGAGAGGAAGGGGCUGAGAGUUGAAGCCUGAGCACCUUAGUUCUAGCCUGCGUGUUGCCCUUAGGUAGCAGGUUUUCAAGACCUCAGAGCCUGUUUCCCCGCUUGAAAAAUUGUGAAACCCACCUUACCUCUCUCCUGCAGCGUUAGGUACUGCCCUCUGCGGGCUUCCGUAGUGUCCUUUACAUGCUUAGGGUACCCAUCACCCUGUUUAGAGUCUGUCUCCCCCUCCAAACUGUCCUGGGAGAAGUCUGUCAUCAUUCACGGGGUCUGUGACAUGCCUAGCACAAGGCUUAAUUCAGGUUUGUUGUAUGACCUAGAAAACCUUCCACAGGAAUCUGGGGGCGAGAGCUGCUCAUGGGCCUUGUUGCUUCUGGAGGGCUCUUGAGUGAACAGCAGAAGCAACCUUGCAUUAGAAAAAAAAGUUGGGCUCUACUUGGUUCUUUAGGUGGCGUUUUAGUUUGAUCAUCAAGAAGCCUUACCAAUACACAUAGACAGCAAAGCUUAUGCUCAUUUAGGUCUAAGUAACAGGAACACAGACCUGUGAUCCCCAUCAAACCAGAGCUACGCAUUACUGAACAUUUGUGAGUUACUCUGCUUUGUGCUGCACAAGCAAUAUCAUGUUAAACAUAAAUUAAUCCUAUAAAUUGGAUAGUAUUGUCAGACGGGGAAAUUGAGUCACCUAGUUAAGUAACUUGCCUGGUAACUAGGCCCAGGUUUCAACUCAAGUCCGUUUGACUUCAGAUACUUAACUAUUCUGUGAUUAAAUCUGCAUUUAGUUUCUAGAUCAAAACAAUUUGCUUUAUUCCCCUGUUUUACUGGGGAGGUCCUCACUAGGAGUAGACUAAUCAGAACUGUUGGCACGUCAUACAACCCUCUGAAAUGUAUUUUCUCCCGCUAUAUACACCAGCCCCAUCGCCCCAAACUUUAUGCUCCUUGUUCCUUUGGUAUCAGGAUCUUUAUAUUGAUCAGUUCUGUCAUAAUAUACUUUCUUCCUUAUACUCUUCUAUUGUGACUGUUCAAAUAAUUUACUACUUGUAUUAGACUUACUAUGUGCUUUAAAACAGGAUCUCUAAAAUGGUAAGUUACUUAGGGAAUAAAUGAAUGAAUUGCUAAUUAAAGCAAGUGUGUGAAUCAGAACUCAAAUGAAAAACAGCUUUGAAAAAAGUUUCAGGAACAGUGGAUUGAAGAGACAGGGAAGAGCAAUUAGGAAUCAGGUGGCAGUUAGACCCCUGUAGGUAGGUAGAUCUCCUGCCCUCCUUCAAUUAGGUUAAUAGGCAGCAGCUCCCAUCAGAAUCGGAAAUAAAUGGAGAGCUAGGGAUGGACCUUGACCAACUUGAUUAGGAGAAAGAAGGGGUGGAUGAAGGUGAAGGCAAAACAAGGACACAAACGAACUGCACCAGGAUGUUACGCUGUGCCUGGGCGCCAGGUGAGCGGAUGGAGCGAUUUGUCCGCGUUCCCUAUGGCUUGUACCAGGGCUAUGGGAACACACUACCUCUGGGCCAGCCUGGACACUCUGAGCACAAACAGUCCAACUGGAGGCAGAACGCUGGACCCCCGACUUUCCUGGCCAGGCCAGGGCUGCUGGUGCCUGCAAAUACCUUGGACUACUGCAUGGACCCUUACAAGAGGGCGCAGCUUAAGGCCAUUCUCUCCCAGAUGAACCCCAGUCUGCGCCUGCGGCUGUGCAAGGCCAACACCAGGGAGGUAGGCGUGCAGGUGAGCCCGCGUGUGGACAAGUCAGUGCAGUGCUCGCUGGGGCCUCGCACCUUGCGCAGCUGCUCCCCUUGGGGCAGGACAGGUCGCAAGACACCCCUGCCAGCCUGGGGAGUCUAUACGCCUGUGAUUGGCCACAGGGGCUUGAUUGGGCUGCGAAAGGAUGGGGAAAAUGAAGAGAGGAAGGCGCUUUCCAGUCCUGCAGAGGCCAGCCACCAGCAGCAGCCACCACCAACGCCAGGGUCAGAAGAGGACAAGCAGGAGGAACUCCUGCAGCAUGAUGAAUUGGGACCAGCAGAUACCUCAAGUCCUCGGGAAAGACAGAACAAACAGGCACAGGGAGACGCUGCUGAUCCACUCAGGAAACCCAACUUCCAGUUUUUGGAACCAAAAUAUGGCUAUUUUCACUGUAAAGAUUGUAAGACGAGAUGGGAGAGUGCUUAUGUAUGGUGCAUUUCUGGAACUAAUAAAGUUUAUUUCAAACAACUCUGUUGCAAAUGCCAAAAGAGUUUUAACCCUUAUCGAGUAGAAGCAAUCCAAUGUCAGCUUGCUCAAGCUGUGCUACAGAACCGAAGCCCUCCAGGACUAGUUGUCUUCACACGGAUGCCGGUUGAAUACAACCACCUACUCCAAAACUAGAUUUAAAACGUACUGAGGAUGCCCAGAAUAACUGGCAACAUCAAACUAUUCCGGAAGACAGAGAACCUGAUUUUAAAAAAAAGAGUUGGAGAGAAUCACUUGAGGAUAAGCAGUGUUCUGAGGUCAAACAUUUGUUGAGUUUUGCUUUGGGAUGGAAGCCAAAUGGUAGCUCUAAUCAGCAAAAUAUUAUCUCCACCAACUCUGGACAUAAGAUCAGUAUUUAAGUGGAGUGACACCAUCAUUUCUCCUCAAGGCCCACCUUGAAGAUGACUUCGCAUCCUCUGAAGAGUGCACAAUCUGAAAUGCUUUUCCAGUAGUGGUGAUGUAAUUCCAAGGUAAUACCUUCUGCACCUAGACCAGGCAGCAGCCUCCUGUCUUCCCUAAUCCACUCUUGCCUGUUUCCAUAGUAGAGUGGGAGAACCAUCAUCUAAUCAUACCCACCUGUUAACACUUUUCCAUUGCGUGCCAUUGCUGCUAAGAUAAACACUCAAGUUUGGCAGGGUCUGGCUUCUGCUAGCUUGUCUAGACUCUUCUCAAAUUUUUCUCUAUGUCACUUUACGCCUCUCUCUUGAGCUCUCUUCAGUUCUUGCAAAGGUCUAGGUUCCCUCCUGCCUCGGGGCCUUUACACAGGCUCUCUACCCACUCCUCUUCACUCAGCUAACUCGACCUCAUGUUUGACAUCUUCGCUCAGAUGACACUUCCACGGAGAAGCCUUUCCCAGAACCAGCCUCCGCAUAUGAUCAGGUUCUCUUGCUAUCUUCUUUCAUAGCUUACUCUUCUUUCCUUUCCUUCCUGGCACUUAGAGCAGUUUAUACCUGUAUGGUUUUUUGAUCAAUGUCUGUCUCCCUGACAAGAUCAGAUGCUCCCCGAGGGCAGAGGCCCGUCUGUGGUUCACCGUUGUGUCCACCAUAUGGGCACACAGGAGGCACUCAGUACGUAACUGCAGAAUGAAUGAUUUUAAUCUGUGCAACUCUUCUGCCUGAUUUCCUGUACAAUGUGGCAUACAUUUACAAGCCAGCUGGUCUGAGGUGUGUACUUAAAGCAAUUGUAAAUGAGGAAAAAAAUAAUCUGUUUUAGAGCAAUUGCUGAAAGAUCAAUAAAGACUUUCUUCAUUGAAGGAA